AUGACUCAAUAUGUCGGCGUCGUCACCAUCAUCCUCGUCCGCAAGUCACUGAGGCCUCACAUCUCGAGAAUCGAAACAGCAGAGAGAGGUAUCGGCCUCCUCGGAUUCGGCGGUAACAAGGCCGGUGUCGCAGUAAGGAUGAAAGUGUACGAUACCGUAUUCUGCUUUGUCAACUCUCAUCUAGCAGCAUUCUCAACAGCCCUCGACCGCCGCAGACUCGACUUUUCCACCCUCCGCUCUACCCUCACCUUUCCCCGGCCGCCCAUCACAAACGUCGACGCGGCCAAACCCGCACCGACUAUCACACGUACCAACUCGAGCGUCACCACCCGUUCUGCUAGUAUCAAAGAUGGAACGUUAGCCAAAGAUGGAACUGGUGAAGAUGGGCAAGACGAUGAAGGGGAGGGGGAGAAGGUGGAAGCGGAUGUAGUUAACCCGGUGUUUGAGGAAUUCUGGCCUGACGAUGGGAAGGCGCUGGGGGUCGAUGACAGUCAUGUUCUGAUCUGGCUCGGUGAUCUCAACUACCGCAUCGACCUACCCGACUCUGAAGUCUGCGAAAAGGUCAAAGCUCAAGAAUGGCAGAGUCUGUUGGAGAAGGAUCAGUUGAGGAUGGAUAUCACGGCGAAGAAGAGUUUUGCAGGGUUUGAAGAGGGUACUAUCGACUUUCCACCAACGUUCAAAUAUGUCCACGGCUCGAGUACAUUCGAUUUCAAACGCGCGCCGGCAUAUACCGACCGUAUCCUCUACUCUCUCCCCCCCUCGCCCUUAUCCUCACCCUCCAGCUCCAACGCCACUCCUCCAACCAACCAACACGCACUCAACAUCACAUCAUACACCUCCCACCCCAUCCUCUGGUCCGACCAUCGCCCCGUCUCUUGUUCUUUUGCCAUCUCCGCCUCACAAGUCGACCACGAGGCGCGUAAAGCCGUCUGGCGCCGUGCGCUGGGGGAGCUGGAUAGGUUGGAUGAUGACGGCGCCGGCGCCGGCGGCGGUGGUGCUGGCGAUCUCGACUUUGGCGCCCUCACGUGGCGUACCCCCAAAACCGGUCUUAUCCGCCUAACAAACCCCGGCAAAGUCCCUUCCUCCUUCUCAUUCAAACACCCCUCCGCCUCCCAUAAUGCCCCUUGCAAGUCGUUCAUCCACCCUUUCCCCGCGAGCUGGACCGUCCACCCGGGGGAGGGGGUGGUGUUGAGGGUGAGGGUGCAGGUGGAUGAGUGGUGCGCGGGGAGGAUGACUUUGGGGAUGGAGGAGGUGGCGGAUGUGCUUGUGUUGCAGGUCGACGGGGGGUGUGAUACUUUCAUCACACUCCAAGGCACAUUCACCCCCUCCACCCUGUCCUUACCACUCCAAACCCUGUCCUCCCUCCGCUCGCCCAUCCGAUCCCUCCCCCUCCCCGAGCGCAAAACCCUCGCCAGACCCAUCCUCCUCUCCCGCACAAACUCGGGCGUAUUCGACCAAGACCAAACCCCCCCACAGCCAAAUACAGCCUUCCGGCCCGUCAACCAAAUCUGGCGUCUCCUCGAAGUCCUCAUGACCUCUCCUCCUCCAUUCACCGCCUGGCAGCUUCCUCCCUUUUCCUUCUUACCGACUAUACACAAGAUCAUCGACGCUUUGGACGACGACUCGGCGCUCCCGGAAGGGUUGACGAACGAACAAGUCAUUGGCGGGUUGAUCCACUACCUAGUCUGCGUCCCGGGUGGUUUGUUGGAUAGUAAAGUGAGGACGGUGGUAGAGAAGGAAGAAGUGGGGGAUAGGGACGGGGCGUUUGGGAUACUCGAAUCGGUGGGGCAGGUCGAGACGAAUGUUUUGAUUGGGCUUAUGAGUGUUGUCAAACUCUGUCUUGCUCGUCCUCCGCCGAGCCCUACGGCUACGGCUGAAGAGAUUACCGAGGUUGAGGCCGCUUCCAAGGCCACGAACGACACUGCUGCCGCCCCCGACCGAGACCUUCCUGCAGAUAAGGACGAGACGGCUCCUGCUGCUGCCGACUCGACCGCUACCAGUGAGCAACCCGAGUCCCAAGACAAGGAGGUGCUUGAGAAAGAAGAAGGAGGAGGCGUUUUCGAGCUGGGAGAUGAUGAAGAUGACGAAGACGACUCUCCCAAAUCCCUCCAACCCGCCGCCGACAUCGCCUCCCCCACCCCAACCGCCGACCCCAAGAGCCCGAUCAACUUUUCAUUCACAGCCCUCAAACCCCGCCUUCGCUCAAAGUCGUCUGCGGCGAGACUUGCAAAGUCGAUAUCGCUGGCGGAAGAAUCGUUCAAGGAUGUUUCGUUGAGCGAUAAGGAUCGGGAGGAACUUGUUGGUGAGGAGCGCUCUACAAGUACGCCGCCGGCUGUUGCUGUUGAAGAAGGUCAGGAUGCGAGGAAUACGAGAUGGAGUGGGAGGAUUGGUUUGUUACGAGGGAAAGAGCAAAAGGUCGCCGAGAAGGAGCCUGUCGAUGUUGUUGUGGAUGUGCUUCUGCCGGCUGUAUUUGGUCGCGCUCAAACGGGGGAUCUCGGCAAGGAGAGAAGAAGAAGGUUUUUGAGGCUGUUGCUCGAGGGUUGA
Molecule: messenger RNA, 2544 nt
Organism: Cryptococcus wingfieldii CBS 7118
Lineage: Eukaryota; Fungi; Basidiomycota; Tremellomycetes; Tremellales; Cryptococcaceae
Exons: 9
Coding region: 1-2544 (847 amino acids)
Biological process (GO): phosphatidylinositol dephosphorylation
Molecular function (GO): phosphatidylinositol-4,5-bisphosphate 5-phosphatase activity
Source: RefSeq, a predicted model, not a curated record